This is a messenger RNA of Physella acuta, 6803 nucleotides long. Its product is annotated as phospholipid-transporting ATPase ABCA3. Gene Ontology annotation, biological process: lipid transport; transmembrane transport. Lineage: Eukaryota; Metazoa; Mollusca; Gastropoda; Physidae. Gene Ontology annotation, molecular function: ATP binding; ABC-type transporter activity; ATP hydrolysis activity. The record is from RefSeq and is a predicted model, not a curated record. Gene Ontology annotation, cellular component: membrane; intracellular membrane-bounded organelle.
UUUAGCUAUAGAGAUCUAUAUAUUUUAUAAAUUAUAGGGCAGAGGCCUAAUAAAAUAAAGUUUCUCUUUCGACCCAGCAAAUUUUCAAAUAGCAAGCUGGUAGAUGAAGUAGAGCGUUUCUUGGCGUAAGUCUCUAGUCUGAUUUAUUAAGUCACAUUACUCAUCAGAGCUAUGGGAUGGAGUGGCCUAGCAGUAGAGAGCUGGAUUGCUAACCUAUUGGAAAUAGGAGCUGAUUGCUGGUGUAAGAAGAAAUUUAAAGAGAAAAAAUUUUCCCAUUUGCAGAAAUGUAUUAAAAAUAUAUUUAAAAAACCAUGAGGUCUUUCUUAAAGUUUCGACUUCUGUUAUGGAAGAAUUUUUUAACACAGAGAGGAAAACCAAUAGUAACGUUGUUGGAGCUCGGAUUACCAACUCUGUUCUCUGUAGUUCUGAUGGUGCUUCGGCUGUCUGUGGAAAAUACCCCACACCCUUUCCCAACAUACUGGAGUGUCUGCGAGUAUCAAACUUUACGAAUAAAUCUUACUGAAAAAAUACUGGCCUACACUCCUUAUAAUGAGGCUACAAAGCGGAUAAUGGACAGGGCUAAUAAAACAUUAGGCAUACCCAUAGCUCCUUUUCCAAAUGAGGAUGAAAUGGUAAAGUUCAUCACUAUAGACAACAGUACAGUCAAUAACUCAGAUAUCUAUCUGGGUGGAGUAGUUUUCACCAGUGAGUUUAACCAAGUCAAUGGCACAGUUGUGCCCAACAAAAAUGUGGUGUACAAGAUCCGCCUUAGCUAUGCUGCCAGACUGGCUAAAGUUGAUAAAAAACUAGCCUUCCAGAGCCAUACAGCAUGGUCAACCAAUUUCAUGUUCCCACCAUACCAAAUAGUUGGGCCAAGAGAAGCUGAGAGCCCAUGUAAUGGAGAUCCUGGAUAUGAAAUAGAAGGAUUUCUAGCCAUUCAGCAUGCUGUAGAUGACUCACUAAUGAAGGAGUUCCUGACUGAUGAAGCUUUUAUAAAGUACAAAUCUACAAAUCUGAAACUCAAGCGUCAACCAUAUCCUCCAUACAAGCAGGAUGGCUAUGUGUUGGUGAUCCAAGAACAAUUUCCCAUGGUGAUCAUGUUGAGUUUUCUUGUGAAUGUCCUGAGUAUUGUCAGGGACAUUGUGUUGGAGAAGGAAAGAAAGCUAAAGGAGAGUAUGAAGAUGAUGGGAAUCAACAACUGGCUGCACUGGGUGGCUUGGUUUACUAAACACAUCCUGUUUCUGCUCAUCUCCAUCUCAAUCAUGACCUUGUUCUACUGUGUUGUGUUGGCUCCAGAUAAAGGAGCUGUCAUCGCAGAGACCAACCCAUUCAUUGUUUUUAUCUACCUUUUAUGCUUUGCCAUAGCCACAAUCACAUAUUGCUUUGCCAUCAGCAUCUUCUUUGUAAAAGCCAACACUGGAGCAGCCAUAGCAGGGAUCAUGUAUUUUUGCAUGUACAUCCCAUAUUUUUUCUUGCAACAAAGAUACACAACUCUAAGUUUUGUUGCCAAGCUGGUUUCCUGUCUGGACUUUCAGGUGGCCAUGGCAUAUGGUGGUACAUUGCUGGGCAUGUUUGAGGGAGUGGGCUCAGGGAUUCAGUUGUCAACACUUAACUCUGGUGUGUCUGUGGAUGAUGACUUCUCAAUGAUGUUUGUGCUCAUCAUGUUGAUUGUAGACUCAGUCAUUCACUGUCUGAUUGCCUGGUACAUUGAAGCUGUUUUCCCUGGGGACUAUGGUGUCCCUCAACCUUGGUAUUUCCCAGUUUUGAGAAGCUACUGGGGAUGUUGUCAUUCUCCCUCAGACUAUAUUGGGCUUGAUGAUGGGACCCAUGGAGAACAGGAUCCAUCUAUGUUUGAGAAAGAACCAAACGAGAAUGCUGGGAUUAAGAUUAGGAGUCUCCGCAAGGUGUAUGGCAGUGGUAAGAAGAAAAAAGUUGCUGUCGCUGGGAUGACGUUAAAUAUGUAUGAAGGGCAGAUAACUGUGUUGCUGGGUCACAAUGGUGCUGGCAAAACUACUACAAUGUCUAUGCUCACCGGUUUCUACCCACCAACCAGUGGCACAGCUCUCAUCAAUGGAUUUGAUAUCCGUCGGGAGAUCAGUGAGGUCCGCAGCAGCCUUGGCCUUUGUCCCCAACAUGACAUUUUGUUUGAUAACCUCACAGUGGAGGAGCAUAUGAUUUUCUUUGGUUUGCUUAAAGGUGUGCCCAGGAACCAGAUAAUGCCACAGUGCUCAGAGAUGUUGAAAGACAUGGAACUUUUCCCCAAACUUAAGGCCAUGUCAAAAACCUUGUCUGGUGGGAUGAAGAGGAAACUUUCUGUUUGUAUUGCACUCAUUGGAAACUCAAAGGUUGUAUUUUUGGAUGAACCUUCUUCUGGCCUUGACCCUAAUGCUAGGCGCAACAUAUGGACAGUGUUACAAAAAAAUCGAGCUGGCAGGACUAUGGUACUCAGUACUCACUUCAUGGAUGAAGCUGAUUUGCUUGGUGACAGGAUUGCCAUCAUGGCAGAUGGGAUUGUCAAGUGCUGUGGGAGUUCUCUUUUCUUGAAAAAGAAAUAUGGAGCUGGCUACCAUAUGGUAGUGGUCAAGGAACCCACCUGUGAUGUGAACAAUGUUGUAUCUGUGGUCAAGCAGCACAUACCAACAGCUGAGUUAGAGAGCAACGUAGGAGCAGAACUCAGCUUUAUACUCCCCCAAGACUGUGUGGAGAACUUUGAGGCACUUUUUGCAAAUUUAGAACAGAGACAGAGGGAGCUGGGCAUCAGCAGCUUUGGUGCCUCAGUCACCACAAUGGAAGAGGUCUUUUUAAAAGUGGGGGACUCCGCUGGCAGCAAUGGUAAAGAAAGACUAAUACAGGUCAAUGAUAAAAGAAAGCCCAAUCCAUCAGCUACUAGUGAAUGCUCAGCCCCAGGUAAUGGGAUCCAUAUAACAAUCAGGAACAAGGCAUUUAGCAAAAAUGGGAACCUUGAGCACUUCAUCAGUGAGAGAAAUAAAGGCGAGCCAGCCAAUGCAACAAUUGAUCUGUCGCUAACUUUAAGCCGCAGGCUAGAAAAAAACACAGGCAUGAAGUUGUUUUUGCAGCAGUUUGUGGCAAUGUUCAUGAAACGUGCCAUCCACACAUUUCGCAACAAACUCGUCACCAUCAGCCAGCUUGUGAUUCCUCUCUUCUUCACCGUCAUGGGCUUAAGUGCACUGAAAGUUCUCCCAUCUUUAACGGACAUGCCUCUUCUGCGGCUUGUCCCAGAUGAGUUUGGAGAAAACUACAUUCCUUACAGCACAGAUUUGUUUGGGGAAGACAUGGCUCAAACAUUUGCCCACCAGUUUAUGCCAAAUUCACCUUCCAUACCAGUGGACAUUUCUAAACAAAUUACUCCUCCCCAGAGUAGUUUGUACAUUACAGAUUACCUUGUACAGAAAGGGAAGGAAGGGAUUGGAAUCUACAACCUGAGGUACAAUCUUGCCCAGGAGUUCUCCCUGGCUUCAGUGACAUCUUAUUUCAACAACCAAGGGUACCACACCAUUGCCAUUUCUCUGGCGGCAAUGUUUAAUGGCCUUGUCAAAUAUUUCACCAACAGUUCUGAUUACAACAUUGAGACCGCCAACCACCCUCUGCCCCGGCUCACAGCAAAUAAGGCUCAAGAUGAAGCCAGUGGAAAAGAUUUCACAGCAUUCACAGUUAGUUUUAACAUAGGCUUUGGGAUGGCUUUCUUAGCCAGCAGCUUUGUUGUGUUCCUUGUGAGAGAAAGCACAGUGAAGGCCAAGCACAUUCAGUUUGUCAGUGGUGUUCACCCAGUCAACUUUUGGGUGUCAACCUUCUGCUGGGACCUCAUCAACUACUUCAUCCCUUGCCUGUUAAUCAUUGCAUCUUACUUUGCCUUUUCUGUAAAAAACUUUACUGAGGAUCUGCAUUGGCUUCAGUUGAUAUUAAUUUUUCUUUUAUACGGCUGGGCCAUGUUGCCUUUCAUGUAUUUCUUUUCAUUUGCCUUUACUGUACCAGCUACAGCUUAUGUAUGGAUUACCAUGUUCAAUAUUCUCACUGGUGUAGCUACCCUUGUUCUUGUUGGUAUUCUAGCUGUUCCUCAGAUAGGCAUGAUCAAAAUUGCAUUAGUUCUAGAGUGGAUUUUCUUGGUUGUGUUCCCAAAUUUCUGCUUAUCACAAGGACUGUUGCAAGUUUAUCAAAACUAUCAGAAUUUGGACAUUUGUAGGCCUGUCUAUGAACGAAAUAAUGGUACCUAUUGUGACUCUGACUCUGUUGUGUUCAACAUAUGCUGCCCAGAGCAUUGCGGUGAUACUUGUCUUUAUUACAACCAAAACUAUUUAGGUUGGGAAAAAAGCGGCGUUGGUCGAAUGUUGGUUUUUCUUGUUAUCCAAGGCUGUGUCAUGUGGACUUUGAUCUUUCUCUCAGAGUAUGGAAUCCUACAGAAGCUUCAGUACAUGAUGUCUUCAAGUCAACAAGCUAUCAAUGUGUCAUCAAAGAACUACACCUCACAAAUGAGCAGAGACAGUGUUGUACAAGAAGAUGAAGAUGUAGCUAAAGAAAGAGAAAGAAUUGACAGCACUCCCCAAUCUACUCUAAUCAGAUCAGAUAAACUUGUGCUAAAAAAUCUGACAAAGUAUUAUGAUGACUUCCGGGCAGUGGAUCAUCUGAGUGUAGGAAUACCAGCUGGGGAGUGCUUUGGUCUUCUUGGAAUAAAUGGAGCAGGAAAAUCUAGUACCUUUAUGAUGUUAACAGGAGACACUUCAAUUAGUAGUGGGGAAGCUUUCUUAGACACUUAUAGUCUUAAAACACAGAAAGAAUUGGCUCGUAAGCGCUUAGGAUAUUGUCCUCAAUUUGAUGCAUUGAUUGGUCAGCUGACAGGCAAGGAAAUUUUGACCUUAUUUGCAUGUCUGCGUGGGAUUAAAGAACAAGAUAUACCUGAAGCUGUCAGCAGUCUGAUGAAUGCUAUGACACUGACCCAGUAUGCAGACAAGCAGUGUGACACCUACAGUGGUGGCAACAAAAGAAAGCUGAGCACAGCCAUAGCUUUGAUAGGAGACCCAGAUGUUGUUUUCCUUGAUGAGCCAACCACUGGGAUGGAUCCUGUUGCCAGGAGAAUGUUGUGGGAUGUUCUAUCUAAAGUUCGGGACAGCGGGAGAACUUUAGUACUCACCUCGCAUAGCAUGGAAGAAUGUGAAGCUCUAUGCACGCGAUUAGCCAUCAUGGUAAAUGGGAAGUUCAAAUGUCUGGGCAGCAUACAACACCUGAAGAACAAAUUUGGAGAAGGCUACACAUUUACUGCCAAAGUGGCCUACCCUCCAGAUGGGGGCCCACCCAACAUGGCCCCACUGAUGGAGUUUAUAAACAGCACCUUUCCUAGAAGUAAACUGACAGACAUUCAUGAGAACAUGAUCAACUACCACAUCACUGACACCCAGUUGACCUGGUCUCAGAUGUUUGGGGAGAUGGAGAGGGCCAGAGAAAGACUUGGCAUAGAAGAUUACCUGGUCAGUCAGACCUCACUGGAACAAGUUUUUAUUUACUUUGCUCGCUUGCAAGAGGGUCAAGACAAUGUGAAAAGAAAAAGACAGGGAUGCUGCAGUUGUUGUUUUCCAUGCAUUAGCCAUCAUGAUGUAGAUGAGCCUGAACAGAGGACCAGACUUUGAUGUUGUUUUCUUUUUUUCUAAAUCUUAUAGCAAAACUGUUAUCUAAUUUCUAGAACAGGUUGGUUAAUCUUUGAAGACAUUCUGAAAACGAGCUUGCAUUAAUGUUUUCUUACGGAGCCUAAUAUAUAUUACUUGAUUUAAAUUGUAUAUGAUAUGCAUAUAUUGAGCAUAAACAUUCCAUUGUUGUAGCUCUUUGAUCUCAAGAUCAUCAUGAAAGUUUUCAAGAUACUUGCUUUAGUCAAUGAUACUUAGCAUUGACUUGUGUUUGAAUUUUAAUUUGUUUAGCCACCAGCUCUCCAAUAAAUUUGGAACCAAAAGUCACAACAUCCAAAGUGUAGAAAUCAUAUUUAGAUCUAUCAAUGAAGUAGUUUUACUUGUAUUGCUGCCUGAAUUUAUGGAAUAUUUGUUUUAUUGUUAUUUAUUACUGAUUGUUACCUCAAACUGUGAUCAUUCAUGUUAUCAUUAUAAAAAAAAAUUCAAAAAAAUAUUUAGAACUGCACAUUUUCUAUUUGUAAUUUCUUUUCUCCUCUGCAAGUGUAUGUUUAGUGUAUUUUUUAUAAUUCAUGUGUAAAUAUAUAGAUAUUUAUACAUUAUCACACUAUAUUAUGUGAAAAAUACUACCUUGAAUAUAUACACACAUUCUACAUGUGUAUACAUACUGUAUAUGUAUUUAUUUAUGUGUGUAUACAUAUGUACUGAUGUAUGUAUAUUCUUAUACAUUGAGUAUGUUUUGUAAUAUUUAUUUACUAACUCAUUAAUUAAUUAAUUUUUUUAUUUAACCUAUACACAAACCAACAAAGGAAUGAUUCUUUCACUUAUCAGUGUUUGUUUAUUUCUAAUGAUAGACACAAAACAAAAAUUUUAUUGCUUAUCAUUAGAAAGAUUUUGCUUUUUAUUUGUAUAAUUUAAACUUAUUUAAGUACAGUUUUCUUUGAUAAUAGAAAAAAGAAACCAUGUAAUAUUAUUAGAUUAGUUUUAUUGGUAUAGUUACUUAAUAUUUUUAUUGUUUUUACAUAAUCCGAUAUUAGUUAUAUGGGAUAUUUGAAGCAAUACUCACUUGUUCUUUCCAUUUAUUUUGUUGUUGUUUUUUUUUUAGAGGUAUACAUUUUACAGUUUGAUUUUUCCUUUAAAGGAGAAACACAUUUAAUUGUUUCAUUAUUUGUU